UAUGAUAAGAAUUGGAUAUGAAAUUAUGAAUAGAAUUUUACCAACUUUAAAAAGCUCGAGCCUUUCUCUUAGAAACCUUAAAAUAUUCCAAAAUUUUAAGAUCGUUCAUAUGAAUUAUCUGAAAACUAAUAAAGCUCAACUGGAUGAUAUGAGCUUCAUGAAAAUUGCAAUCUAGCCAGAGAGUUGAGCUCAAAUUUUCUCAUUGACCAAAAUCCCAUGAACUCCACCAUCUUCAAGCCCACAACUCCACCACCGUCCCACCCAUCUUCACUCUUCCCACAAAUCACAGCAUGCAAAACCAUCAGAGACUUGCAUCUAGUCCACGCCCUCUUCAUCAAAACCCGCCAAAUCCACGACCCUCUUGCCGCCGCCGAAAUCCUCCGGUUCUAUGCGCUUUCAGCUCACCGCAAUAUCGAAUGGGCUCGCUCUGUUUUCAACCAUAUGCAAACACCCAAUUGUUUUUCUUGGAACACCAUCAUCAGAGCUCUUGCUGAGAGCUCUGUUGAUGAGCACCCACUUGAGGCUCUGCUUUUGUUUUCUCAAAUGGUUUCUUAUGGUUUUGUGGGCCCCAAUAGGUUCACCUUCCCUUCUGUGUUGAAAGCCUGUGCUAAAAUGGGGAAUCUUGGAGUGGGCAAGUGUGUUCAUGGGAUGGUUGUGAAGUUUGGAAUGGAUACCGAUGAGUUUGUUGUUAGCAAUCUUGUGAGGAUGUAUGUUAUGUGUAAGGUUAUGGAGGAUGCACAUUUAUUGUUUUCUAGGAGUGUUGUUGUUUGUGGUCAUUUGAAUGAGAGGAAGCAAGAGGGUAAUGUGGUUUUGUGGAAUGUGAUAAUUGAUGGGUAUGUGAGAGUUGGGGAUAUUAGAGCUGCUAGGGCGCUGUUUGAUAAAAUGCCUCAGAGAAGUGUAGUGUCAUGGAAUGUGAUGAUAUCUGGUUAUGCGCAAAAUGGGUUUUUUAAGGAGGCCAUAGAUUUGUUCCGUGAUAUGCAGAUUGAGAAUGUAUAUCCAAAUUAUGUGACUUUGGUUAGUGUCUUACCUGCAAUAUCACGGCUAGGUGCACUUGAACUAGGGAAAUGGAUACAUUUGUAUGCCGGUAAGAACAGAAUCGAGAUUGAUGAUGUGCUUGGUUCUGCAUUGGUUGAUAUGUAUUCUAAGUGUGGGAGCAUUGAGAAGGCACUUCUAGUUUUUGAGAAACUGCCUAAAAAGAAUGUGAUUACUUGGAAUGCCAUAAUUAGUGGACUUGCUAUGCAUGGUCGAGUGGAAGAUGCUCUAGAUUAUUUUAAAAAGAUGGAACCGACUGGUGUGGUGCCUAGUGAUGUAACAUAUAUUGGUAUCUUGAGUGCUUGUAGCCAUGCAGGUUUGGUGGAGCAGGGCAGAUAAUUCUUCAACCACAUGGUUAAUGUAAUUAGCUUAGAACCUAGAAUUGAGCAUUAUGGGUGUAUGGUUGAUCUGUUAGGUCGUGCUGGACUGUUAGAAGAAGGUGAAGAGCUUAUACUAAACAUGCCAAUUCAGCCGGAAGAUGUUACAUGGAAGGCUUUGCUCGGAGCUUGCAAGAAGCAAGGGAACAUCGACAUGGGCAAACGCGUGGCAGAGGUUUUGAUGGACUUGGCUCCUCAUGACAGUGGAUCAUACGUUGCUCUCUCAAACAAUGCCUCUUCGGGAAAUUGGGAGGCGGUUGCAAAGGUUAGAUUGCAGAUGAAGGAUAUGGACAUUAGGAAAGACCCGGGAGGCAGUUCGAUUGAGCUUGAUGGAGUGAUUCACGAGUUUGUGGUGGAAGACGAAUCGCAUCCUCGAGCAAGAGAAAUCCAUUCAAUGUUAGAGGAAAUCUCCAACUAGUUGAGCUUAGAACGCCAUAGGCCUGACACCACUCAAGUGUUGCUCAACAUGGAUGAAGAAGAAAAACAAAGUGUUUUGCAUUAUCACAGUGAGAAGAUUGCAACUGCCUUUGGCUUAAUCAGUACAGCCACUCAAACCCCUCUUUGAAUUGUUAAGAUGCGCAUAUGUGAAGAUUGUCACUCUUCUCUAGAGUUGAUUUCAAAAAUUUAUGAACGCAAGAUUAUCGUCCGUGACCGCAAGCGCUUCCACCACUUCGAGCAGGGGUUCUGCUCUUGCAUGGACUACUGGUAAUUCGUCAACAAGAAAUGCAAUUUGCAGUUAUUUUUUGCAAUUGUCUGUCAAAGAA
Prunus mume (Japanese apricot) is the source of this 2173-nucleotide messenger RNA. RefSeq names its product Pentatricopeptide repeat (PPR) superfamily protein (gene LPA66). Lineage: Eukaryota; Viridiplantae; Streptophyta; Magnoliopsida; Rosales; Rosaceae. Gene Ontology annotation, molecular function: protein binding; zinc ion binding; RNA binding. The record is from RefSeq and is a predicted model, not a curated record. Gene Ontology annotation, biological process: RNA modification.